AUGCACGUCUUGGGCGACAGCGACGACGAGGAGGGCGCAGUGGACGCGUAUGGCAGACGGGACCGCGACGAGGCGACCAUUCCGCUCACCUCGCUCGACCCAGACGACCCGGACUCGCCUUCGUACCCUCCCUCGUCCUCCUCGAAACGCCUCUCGUCCCGCUCCUCUUCUCCCUUGUCCCGCCUGCCGACUCGAAGAAUCCUGGCAAUUCUUGUCGUCGUCGUUGGACUGUACAAACUCGCACGCCACGCCUACGCCGCAGACUACGGCCGCCUACAAUCGAAACUCGACGAGUACUCGGCGCGGUACAACCCCUGGCAUCCUCAGCCGGUUCCCAUCGAAUGGGUCAACAUGGAGCCUGUCGCAUCAGUGAAGGGGCGGAGAUUUCGCGCACAUAGGGAGCGGGAAGACGACCGGUAUUGGGGAUGGAAGGCUCUUCCGUAUGCGCAGCCGCCGCUGAGAGAGCGGAGGUUCCGAGUGGCGUUGCCAUUGGAGGAGGCAAAGGGCGAGGAGACGCGGGAAAAGGUCAUGGACAAGUGGGACGAGGGUUGUGUGCGGCCGCGACCACGGGAGGACAGGAUGGACGGCGAGCAUGAGCACUUUGACGGCCACGAGGACUGUCUGAAGAUCAACGUCUUCUCCCCGGUUCAGCGGCCGAAUAACACGCUGCUACCUGUGAUGUUGUGGAUCCACGGAGGCGGCUUCGUCGGCGGAAGCUCGGGUGAGGAGAAGUACAACCCGCGAGGGCUGAUGCACCGGGCCAUCGACAUGGACCAGCCCUUCGUCUUUGCCAGCAUCAACUACCGCCUCGGCGCACUCGGCUUGACCGCCUCACCUCCCGAACCCGGUCCUCCGCCAGUCGCGCCUCACAUUCCCGUCCAAGCCCCGACCGACCUCGACCUGAACGUCGCCUUCAAAGACCAGCUUCAAGCGCUUCGGUGGAUCCACGAGCACAUUGAGCAGUUUGGAGGUGACAGGGACAAGGUCGUCAUGGUGGGACACUCGGCGGGAGCGAUGAGCGUCGGCUUGCAUCUGCUGUACAGCGGGAACAUGGGAUUGUUCCGAGGAGCCUUCAUGCUGUCCGGCGCGCCUACCUCCUUCCCCGUCCCCUGGCCUCACGAUGCCUCCGCCCGCACUCUCCACCCUCUCCCCGGUCCCGCGCAAUGCCCCUCACCGAUCCAGCGCGAACACGGCCCACCUCGGAACGACGACCUCCUCGCCUGCUUGCGGAAGCUGCCGAUCGAGAAGCUCUACCAGGCGACACGGACUUUGACGGACGACUCGCCUAGCAAUGCGUGGUUCCCGUACUAUCCCGUCCUCGAGGGAGAGUGGGGAACGGGCGAGGGCAUGCACGACGCUGCUCGCGGAUCUGGCGGCUGGCUCAAUGUCCGCCCGAGCGAGCGCAUCAACCGCGGCGACUACAACAAGGUUCCGGUCGUUCUUGGAUCCGUGCUGGACGAGGGCACGCGGUUUGUGCAUCCGAAGAUUGGCGAGGGUGUUGAGGAGUUCUUGGAGGUUGUCAAGGACGUCUUCGACUUCACCUACGGCGCCGUGGAGGACAUCCUUGAGCCAAUCCUCAACUGGUACCCCGCCGACCCAUCCUUCGGUAGUCCCUUCCAGACCGGCAACGAGACGUUCGGGCUCUCACGCACGUACAAGCGACUCUCGGCUUUCCUCGGCGACAUCCUUUUCCAGGCGCCGCGGAGACAUCUUCUGCGCGAGACGCCUAAAGAUUUCGGCGAGGACAGCUGGAACUACCUGUACCUCGAGCCGCGCGAGGGCGCUGAGCCGCGACUAGGCAUCCAGCACGGUGCAGACUUGCCCGCUUGGUUCGGCAAUCCCGAAGGAGACGACGAGCCGAUGGUGCAGCUGUCGUGGGAGAUGACCGGCUACCUCAUCAACUUUGUCAACCGUCUCAAUCCAAACGGAGCAGGUCUCCCUCGCUGGCCCCAGUACGGCAUGGACCGCCACACCCUCCAGUUCGCACGAAGCAACACCACCAUCGUCAGCGACAGCGAGCGUCUCGAGACUCUCCGCUUCCUGAACAUCAACAACCCGAUCUUCGCUCGCUGA
Rhodotorula toruloides NP11 is the source of this 2073-nucleotide messenger RNA. RefSeq names its product carotenoid ester lipase precursor. NCBI's taxonomy places the organism in Eukaryota, Fungi, Basidiomycota, Microbotryomycetes, Sporidiobolales, Sporidiobolaceae. The transcript is spliced from 11 exons. The record is from RefSeq and is a predicted model, not a curated record. The coding region runs from base 1 to 2073 and encodes 690 amino acids.